AUGUCUAGCGCGCAACAACAACAGAGUCGAAGGCCUACAAUCUAUCAAGUUGUCCGUCUGUUAUUUGCCAUAGUCACCUUUGCGACUGGUUGUUUGAGCAUUGUUUUCUCGCAAUUGCUGGUGAAUGUGACGUUAGGUGGCGAUGAGGGAUUACGGACGAGGUGGAUCGGUUUCACGAAGCGCAAUUUUGUCAUUUUGAUCACUUUCAUCACAAGUCUUACAUGCCCAACCGAUCUCGAAUUGUCAUUUGAUUCCGAUACAGUCUCGUCUAGCGAGGAUGUGGCCAAUGCCGAGCGGUCCUUGCUGAAACUAAACAGUAGCGCAAUUCUGAUUGCCAAUCAUCAACUAUACACAGACUGGGUUUUCCUAUGGUUUGUCUCGUAUUUGAAUGAAUGCGCUGAGAACUUUUACAUCAUUAUGAAGAAAUCGCUGGAAAGGAUACCAAUUCUGGGGUAUGGCAUGAAGAAUUAUGAUUUCAUUUUUCUCAAUCGUAAAUGGGACCUAGACAAGUCAUAUAUGAUUGAAAAGUUUGCGCAUCUAAGUUCUGUCAAGAAACAUUGGCUGCUUAUUUUCCCAGAAGGUACGAAUCUGAGUCCCAACACCAAACCAAGGUCAGAUGAUUUCAUGGCAAGUCAGCAGCUCGAUUUCAAGCUAGACCAUGUGUUAUUGCCCCGCGUUAAAGGUCUGUACCUAGCAUGUAAACACAUGUACAAGAAGACAGGCCUUAUUCUUGAUUUCACAAUGGCUUACAGCGACCAUCUUGCGACAGAAUAUGCUCAGGACUCUUUUACUUUGCGCUCAAUCUAUCUGCUCGGGAAGGGACCGAAGACAUUAAGUAUGUUUGUCAGAGCAAUUGAUAUAAGGUCUAUUGACGGAUGCACUUUCAGUGAGGAUGCAAACGAGGAGGAGGAAGAAGAAGAUAUGAGAAAAUUUGAACUUUGGCUUAACAAACUUUGGGUGCAGAAGGACAAAAUGAUGGAUAACUAUUACAAAACAGGUCAUUUGGUAGAGGGAGUGAAAUCAACCAAAAUACCCUUAAAACUUCGGAAUAGGCUUGAGAUCUUGAAUGUGUACGUCAUACCCGUCGUGUUCUUUGUUCUGACCUGGCUCGCAUGUCGUUUGAUUGCUACGCUUUUACUCUAA
Molecule: messenger RNA, 1143 nt
Organism: Ogataea haglerorum
Lineage: Eukaryota; Fungi; Ascomycota; Pichiomycetes; Pichiales; Pichiaceae
Exons: 1
Coding region: 1-1143 (380 amino acids)
Cellular component (GO): endomembrane system
Molecular function (GO): acyltransferase activity
Source: RefSeq, a predicted model, not a curated record